This is a messenger RNA of Cucumis melo (muskmelon), 1089 nucleotides long. RefSeq lists its product as uncharacterized. The transcript has 4 exons. Bases 496 to 834 code for a protein of 112 amino acids. NCBI's taxonomy places the organism in Eukaryota, Viridiplantae, Streptophyta, Magnoliopsida, Cucurbitales, Cucurbitaceae. The record is from RefSeq and is a predicted model, not a curated record.
AUAUGUUUAGUUUAGGGUUGUGCUUUUUUUUUUUUUUUUUUUUUUUUUUUUUUUUUUUUUUUUGUUUAACCCACUGCCAGCCGCUCCAUCUCUCUCAUCUCUCAUCUGGCAUCUCCUCUUCCUACUUCGUCUUUCUGUCUCCUCUUUUUCCAUCUUUCGUCUCCUCGUCUUCCAUCUCUUGAAUCUCCACCGCCACGCAGGCCAGCCGUCUCCAUCUAUUUCUAUUCGAUCUCCUUUGCCUCGCCAGUCGCCACUCACCGUCGGUCACUAUUUACAGUUAACCACAAACAAAACAUAACUGGAAACUCUCAAGACACUACUCAAUAUCAAUCAUUCUCAACAUCAAUCCAAAAUCAAACUGGCACAAGGCAUGAACUUGAAGAAAUGCAAAAUUGAAAGAUCAUAGAACUUCAAUCUUACGAAUUUGAAGAGGAGAGGGGAAAAACUCCAGCAGGCGUACGAGAGCUGACUACGGAGGGCAGGCGGGAGGGAGACAUGGAAGGAGUAGAGAAUAUAACAACUGAGAAACAGAACAACUCCAUGGGACCGAAGAGGCGGCUGUCCUGCACAACCUGCUUUGAUGCUCUGUGGUUCUGCUAUUCUCCGGUUCAUCAGAUGCAGCAAUACUACAGGGUUGGAGUUUUUGAUAACUGUUCUAGCAAAUGGACAGCUCUUCUCGACUGUUUAAAUCUAAAGACGAAAAGAGCUUCUGAGGUUCAGGAAAUUCUUGAAAGCAGAGAAAAAGCAAAAUCUCACAUCUGGACUUUUCGAACCCCAGAAGAAGCAUCAUCACAUUGGAAGGAACUAUUUGGACAUUUAGAGGAAAUAGAAUGAAAAUGAUUCUAUUUGUCUUUUGUUCCGAUCCUCGUGAGUUACUAUUUUGUAAGACUGUUUUUGAUAGAAAAUUUGAUAUUGUUAUUAUUAUCAUUAUUAUCUUUUAAAAUACAUUUAGGUGGAGAAAUUAGCCAUCACGAUGUGUUAAUAGGACAAAUAAGAUAUGUUGUUUAUCCAGAAAUUUAGGACCGUUUUGGUCAGAAAAUCAUUCCUUACGCAUUCUAAAUGUCCAAAUAGAAUGAAAAUGAUUCUCCA